AUGAUUGAUGAUUCACAAUAAAUUAUAAAGGAAAUGAUCUAAAGUAAUUCGAUACAGCAAUUAAUGGAAUUUAUGAAUAAAGUCAAACCAAAUAUUUUGAAUUUAGAUUGUGGCAAGAAAUAAACAAGUAAUCUUUUAAAUAUGAUCUAAGUUCUACAUAUUGCUGUUCAGAGAAAUGAUUAUUCAUUUUUAAAAUAUCUUGAAUAAUACUCUAUCGACAAUUAUAAGGAGAAUGAGAUUCGAAAAUUAGUUAAUACAUACAAUAUCGAAAUCUUCACAGCCCUUCAUAUUGCAUCUUAUAAUGGAAAUGUGGUAUAUUUAAUUGCAUUUAUAUAAGGAAGCUGUGAAGAUCUUACUCAAUAUAGGUGCUGAUUCUGCUCUAAAAAGUGGGUCUGGCUUAUUACCUAUACAUGCAGCAGCUUAAGGAGAUUAACCAUAUAUGGUGGUAUAAUGUUGUUUUUCUAUAGAAGUGGUAUUGGUUAUAAUAAGGAAUCUCAAUAAAUGUAUAAGAUGAUGCAGGAAAUACUUGCUUGCAUUGGGCAGCGUAUUAGAAGUAUCUUUAUCAUUUUUUAAAGUCUAUAGUUGUGAAUUAACUGUGAGCUUUUUGAUUUCAUUUGGAUGUAAUAUUGAUUGUAAAAAUAAUGAAUAAUAAACUGCAUUACAUAUUGGUGCAUCUUAUGGACAAACUAGAGUUGUAAAAAAACUACUUAUCAAAGGAGCUUAUAGAGAUAUCGAAGUAAUUUGGAAUAAUUUCUAUAUAGGAUGUAGAUGGAAAAUUACCAAUCAAUUUGACUGAAUCUCUAUAAAUAAAGAAAAUGCUUGAAGAUAAAACUGAUUUGGCAUUAUUCUAUAAUUUGAAAUAGCCAUAUCAUCCAAUAAAAAGAAAUAGAAAAUCCAUACUUGUUUAUUACUUUGUCAUAUUAACAUCCCAAAGUUGUAUAGGAUAUAUCUUAUGGGAAAUCUAAGGGAAAUUAUUAUACAUUUUCUUGGUUUUUCUGGCUAUUCUACUAUUAGCUUCUAUGUUAGCAUAAUGUUGUGAUCCAGGAAUAAUUAAAUUGCAUCUCACUAUUGAAGAAGCUAUAGAAUAAUAGAUAGAUCCUAUCAAUAUAUGUCCGGAUUGUUGGGUGAUUAAACCUUAAAGAUCAAAGCAUUGUGAAUUUUGUAAAAAAUGUGUAGUUGUUUAUGAUCAUCAUUGUCCAUGGAUAAACAACUGUGUUGGAGCCAAGUAAAUUAUAUAUUAAUAUUAUGUAGAAAUUUACUCUAUUUUUAUGUUUAUCUUAUUUCUCUAAUCAUAAUCUAGCUAUAUUCAGCAAGUAUAAUAGUUUAUUGUAAUUACAUUUAUUCAUUUUAGACUUUUGCUAAUCUGAUAGCCUAUCUUUGUACAAUUAUCUAAUAAUGCUAUAUCCAAUUAUAAAUAUAUUCAUUUUCAUUACUCCAAUUUUGUAAAUCAUAAAUUCUAUAUAUUAGUCUUUUAUGUAUAUACUAAACAAAGAAUUUAUAUUAUGGUAUCACUACUUAUGAAAGAAUAACUGGAUAAAAGAUAAACAUUAAGUCCAGCUUAUUAGAUCCUUAAGUAAGUAUAAUUAUUUAUAUGCAAUUAGGAAAACAUUUAGGAUUCAUAAUCUGAGGAAUCUAAAGUAGAGCCAUCUAUAUAAAAUUGUUUUAAUUAAUGUUUUAGAAAUAAGAAACAAUUUAAAAAAUAUACAUAAAGUUGA
Molecule: messenger RNA, 1715 nt
Organism: Paramecium pentaurelia
Lineage: Eukaryota; Ciliophora; Oligohymenophorea; Peniculida; Parameciidae
Source: the annotation of a GenBank genome assembly